Messenger RNA from Parastagonospora nodorum SN15, 1502 nucleotides. RefSeq lists its product as hypothetical. Gene Ontology annotation, molecular function: GDP-dissociation inhibitor activity. The record is from RefSeq and is a predicted model, not a curated record. The coding region runs from base 1 to 1407 and encodes 468 amino acids. Gene Ontology annotation, cellular component: cytoplasm; cytosol; Rab-protein geranylgeranyltransferase complex. Gene Ontology annotation, biological process: protein geranylgeranylation; vesicle-mediated transport; small GTPase-mediated signal transduction. The transcript is spliced from 5 exons. NCBI's taxonomy places the organism in Eukaryota, Fungi, Ascomycota, Dothideomycetes, Pleosporales, Phaeosphaeriaceae.
AUGGACACUCUCGACAAUACCGAAUGGGAUGUGCUGAUUGUCGGCACCGGCCUGCAGCAGUCGCUGCUUGCCCUAGCUCUGUCGCGAUCCGACAAGAAAAUCCUCCACAUCGACGAGAAUGACUACUACGGGGGUGCCGAGGCUGCCUUCAGCUUACAAGAAGCUGAAGAGUGGGCUCAGAGAGUAAAUACAGGAGCAGCUACUGCUGCCUUCUCAUCUCAUCACGGGUCUACCGACAGCUUGAGUUUCUUGCCGUCGGCAGUUGGUAGGGUGUAUGCUUCAGACACAGGGGAUGACACCCUCGAGUCUGAAAGCACGCACCGAGCUGGGAAGUUACUGAAGGUACCAAAUGGACGGGAAGAUGUCUUCCAGGACCACGACCUCGACUUCAAGGCAAAGCGUGCCUUGAUGAAGUUCCUUCGCUUUAUCGGCGAGUACGAGGAGCAGGUUGAGGUCUGGGAGGAACAUCGCCAACAACCGUUCUCAACAUUCCUGUCCCAGCAAUUCAAGGUCCCAACCAGCUUGCAGGGUCCGUUGAUGGCUCUCACCUUGUCGCCGAGUCCACCAGACCAGACGACAACCGAAUACGCACUGCCACGAAUCGCGAGGCACCUGCGAUCCAUCGGUGUGUUCGGCGCGGGCUUUGGAGCGGUCAUUCCCAAGUGGGGAGGCCUAGCUGAGAUCAGCCAGGUCUCAUGUCGCGCCUGUGCUGUGGGUGGUGGAGUCUAUGUCCUUGGAAAAGGCCUUGAUUCUUCCAAUACAGAUCCCACGGAGACUACAGAGCAUGGCAUAAAACUUCGCCUGAAAGACGGUGAAGUUGUCACUGCGAAGUGGAUCGUGGGAGGUAACACUUCUGCUACACCGGAAGAGGCAUUAUGCAGAUCGAUAAGCAUCGUGUUCUCAUCACUUGCACCACUAUUUCCUCCGCUUGCCGAAGACGCUCCGGCGCCAGCUUCGGCCGUGGUCGCUUUCCCGUCUGGAUCAAUCUCGCUCGAGUCGCCCGCUGGUAAUCCACCACCCGUGCAAAUCCUGGUGCACUCUAGCGACACGGGCGAAUGCCCUUCAGGUCAAUGGCGUAUUAUAUGCAUCUACGGGCGUUACGUGGUAAGCUUGGGUUUCCAGCUCCUCAGUAGAGCCGUCGACACUCUCCUGGCUUCUGUAGACGUGUCGCCAGCUCCCAGCCUGCUUUGGUCAACACAGUAUCAACAGCGACCAACGUCAGGUACAGAGGUGCUACCCACGGGUAACGACGAUCGCGUCUUGCGCUUCCCACCUCCCUCCGCCGACCUGGCCUUCGAUGAUAACAUAUUUGAUCAUGUCAAAGAUGUAUGGGAGAAGAUCAUGGGCGGCGAGGGAGGAGAUUUCCUGGUCUUUCAGGAUCGAGAAGUUUAUGAUGACGAGGACUGAUACAAGUGUUUUAGUAACACGUACGAAAGUCAGCCGGUGUGAUCGGGCCAUGCGCGUCCCAUAACAAAGAAAUAUACCCCAUUCAAGUCUUUGAC